GAUUGAGUCUACCUUACUCGUGGUAUCGAUGUCUGCUGUUGUCCUGUCGACAGGCAUCCCCGUCCAUUCUGUUGCGAGUGUGUUGUCACGCACCUGAUCAUUGUGCCUAUCUGUCUCUCGCGAGUUCUUGUAUAGUAGAACUAUACCUUAAUGCCUAUCGUAUGUAAGGUAGCAGAAAGAGAAGGAUUGACGGUAGCCCAGUAAACACAACCCGUCGAUAUCUUGAACGGUCCCUCGUCACAUGUACAUGCAUAUGUACCUCUGCAUAUCACAGCAUCGGUGGAACAAAGAUGGCAUCACAGCCUUCUCAUCCUCCUUCUCCUGUCGGCGACAGUGAUGGCAGCGCUGGGAGAGGGCCAACGACUAGCAGUCCAACCAGCGGUCCUGCGUCGCCUUCAAGUCCCAGACAGCCCAGCUACCAGCAGCACCGACCCAACCAGCCCUCGCAGCUGCGCCUCUCUCACAUGCCCUCCACAUCGCCUGAAGACCGCCGCGCCCAGUCCGGUCUGGAAGCAGAUGGCAUACACCCGCACGACCACGAACCUGCAGCCGUCGCCGAUACAGAUGCCACUCACCAACAAGGACUCAUUGAGGGCGUUGAAGAGGGGCCGAAUGCUGCAACUGCGUUGCUGGAGCGGGCCAACAAAGAUGGCGAUUAUACGAUACGGCCAAGGCAAGGCAGAGGAUAUGGAAGCUUCGCUAGCACGUAUGCCGAGACCGUCAAUAGUUUCGAUCAGAAUCGCCCGAGUCUCGGUGGCCGUUAUAACACAGCAGACGACGUCGAUACGCGGCCGAAUAGCGCGCUGGAAGCUCUGCCGGACUCUGUGACAGAAGGACUGUUGGGGAAGUCCAAAGCACGAGGUACCACGUCCUGGCUUCGAAGACGAGCUGGCAUCAAGAACAAGAGGUUAAUGUACAUUCAUUAUUACAUUCCUUUUACCAAUUGGAUACGGCAGUACCGAUGGCGCUUUCUGAAGGGAGAUCUGGUCGCAGCCAUCACCAUGGCUUCUUUCUAUGUGCCAAUGGCGCUGUCCUAUGCAAGCAAUUUGGGCCACAUGCCGCCUAUCAAUGGCCUGUACGCUUUUGUCUUCAACCCAUUCUUGUACGCCAUACUCGGGACCUGCCCGCAAAUGAUUGUGGGACCUGAGGCAGCGGGAUCCCUCCUCACGGGGAGCGUGGUGUCAGAGGCUAUCAAAGCAGGCCACAUCCGGGACGAUGAUGGCGUCAAGGCCGCACAAGUCGGCGGUAUGGUCACUGGCAUGGCAGGUGCUUUCAUCCUCGUCGCUGGUCUGUUGAGGCUUGGAUUCCUAGACAGCGUCUUGUCACGGCCCUUCCUACGGGGCUUCAUCAGCAGCAUUGGUCUUGUCAUCUUCAUUAACCAGCUUCUCCCCGAGAUGGGCUUGGACGAGGCAGCUGAAAACUCUGCCCGUGCGCACGGCUCACCUUUGGACGCUUUACUCUUCAUCAGCGAGCACCGGCACCAAAUCCACAAACUCACUGCUGCAAUCAGCUUUGGCGCUGUCGCUGUGAUCUUGUUCUUACGAGAGCUGAAACGGAGACUUCAACCGCUGCCAAAGCUGAGCUGGGUCGUCUACGUUCCAGAUCGGUUCAUCAUCGUGGUUUUAUCCGCAGUUUUUGCAUGGCGCUACGACUGGCAAGGGCGAGGAGUUGAUAUCCUGGGUGAUAUCAGGCCACCUGCUGGAGUGAAGCUUUUCGAGCCGCACUGGCCUUUUGCAGCAGACAACUUCGAGCACGUGAGCGACGCUUUCGAAACCGCCUUUAUCGUCGCACUUCUCGGUUUCUUCGAGAGUUGUGUCGCGGCGAAGAGCUUGGGCAACGGCAAUGUCAAGACCGAGAUCGUGAAGAGGGAACGCAAGGACGGCACAGUGGAGGAGGUGGAAGAGAGCGACGGCAUUCGUGGCAUUAACGUCUCCUCUAAUCGCGAGCUUGUCGCUCUCGGCGUCGCGAACAUUGUCGGCGGCGCAUUCAUGGCACUUCCUGCGUUUGGAGGCUAUGGCAGGAGUAAGAUCAACGCCAGUACAGGAGGCCGAACUCCGAUGAGCAGUAUUCUGCUGUCUCUCAUCACUGUCCUCUGUACUGUGUUCUUGCUACCCUACUUCUAUUUCAUUCCAAAAGGCGUCCUCUCCGCCAUGAUUACCGUUGUGUCGAUCUCCCUGCUCGAGGAAGCUCCCCACGACAUCAUCUUCUUCUGGAAAAUCGGCGGGUACAUCGAACUCUUCCUCAUGCUCCUCGUCUUCCUCACCACAUUCUUCUGGUCGCUGCGAGGAGGCAUCAUCGUCGGCAUCAUCUUUUCCCUCAUACGACUCAUGAAACACGCCACGCGACCACGGGUUCAGAUCCUCGGGCGCGUACCAGGAACACGCGAGUUUGAAAAUGCAGAAGUCCUCGCACAAGAAGGACACAUUGAAAUGGUGCCUCACAGUCUCAUUGUGAAGAUUCCCGAGCCUUUGACGUUUGCCAACACGGGAUCAUUGAAAGACCGGUUGAAAAGGCUGGAAGACCAUGGCACAGCGUAUGCUCACCCUGCUUUGCCUAGCGUAAGGGGCAAAGAGCACAACAAGAAUGUCGUGUUUGACAUUCACGGCGUGACCGGAAUGGACUAUGCGGCUGCACAAGUGCUCGUGGAAAUCGUCCGAGACUACAUCGAUCGGGGAACAGCGGUAUACUUCUGUCGCAUUCCUUCCAAGAAGAGCAAAGUGUGGAAACUGUUUGAGAAGUCGGGGAUCGUGGAUCUCUGCGGUGGCGAGCACAACUUUUACCGCUCCGUGGACGCAGCAUUACGGGCGACGGAGAAGAGAGGAAUGGGGACGUUUCAAGACUAUCUGCAGGAUGAGAGCGCGAGAGGUGGUGGUGGUGGCGGCAGCAGUAGCAGAAACGUGGUUGAUGAAGAUGGAAGUGCUAGUUCGAGUGUAACGAGACUGAUUGAUGGAACGAGGACGCCACCGUAUUUCGACGGGCCCAGCUUCACGCAGGAUGAAGGUGGUCCUAGUUUGAGGAAGGCGCGAGUAGAUGGAGAGGCUGAUGUGGAGGGAGGUUUCAGUAGGGGGUGACGACGGUAGAUUAUAGAUAUAUAUAUGAAUACAUGAGGUGUAUUCUCG
Molecule: messenger RNA, 3119 nt
Organism: Sphaerulina musiva SO2202
Lineage: Eukaryota; Fungi; Ascomycota; Dothideomycetes; Mycosphaerellales; Mycosphaerellaceae
Product: Sulfate_transp-domain-containing protein
Exons: 3
Coding region: 291-3071 (926 amino acids)
Biological process (GO): transmembrane transport
Cellular component (GO): membrane
Molecular function (GO): sulfate transmembrane transporter activity
Source: RefSeq, a predicted model, not a curated record